CCAUUUUGACAGGAACCAAUCUAAAAUGCAUGCGCUCAGACAGAAGAUCAACUCGUCUCAAGUUACACAUUUUUCGGGCCCUUGCUUAGCAAAGUUAGCAGGUGUAUCGAUACGUGUUUUUAUUUGAAUAUGUUGAACAUCUGCCGUAUGCUGAAGGUGGACGGAGCUAUACUUCAUACUUAGUGGAGAGGCUUUGAUUCUGACUAGAAUGGUACAACUUGUCUCAUCAUGUUCAAAAGUUUGAUCCAGCGAGUAGUAUCGUCAAGAUCACACAGGGUGUGGAAUGAUUGUUCUCAACACAACAAAACUCUCCGCUGUUGCUAUGGGAGUCAUCGUCAUAGAAACUGCAUCACCUAUCAUCAGCAACCAGUUCGGCUUGACUUUGCAAGGCAGAUGUAUUCAGUCGUACGGAUCCACGAUCGCAGAUGGGCUCUCGUAUGCACCAAUCCCACAUCAGUGACGUUAUCGCUUCGGUCUUUGACUUCGGACGCAGAUAGCGACAAAUUACUAGAUCAAGUGCAUGUGGAUGCAGUUGAGAGUGAUUCAUUCGAGGAGGUGGCCAAGGAACUCGAUGCGGAACGAACUGGCUCAACCAGCUCUCGGAAAGCUAAAAGAAAUUCCUCAAACAACAUAAAAGCUUCUCUGAGUAAGGAUUCCAUGAAGAGUGUAGGCAAACUGGUUCCAGACAGAAUUGUCCACUUGCUGGAUGAGGCUGGUGAAUCACUGGGUUCACUGCACCGCACGGAAGCCAUCAAGCGGAGUCAGGAAACUGGACUCAAACUAGUGCUGAUCAACCAAAACACGAAGCCUUAUCCAACAUAUAGACUGAUGACCGGGCAGCAACUGCAUCAAGAACAGAUGCUACUCAGGGAGAAGCUCAAGGCGAAGAGCGCCCCCACGCAGGUCAAGGAGGCCAGGCUGUCGGGCAACAUUGAGAAACACGACCUGGAGGUCAAACGGCGCCACCUACAGGACUGGUUCCGAGAGGGCGGGGCGCAGGUCCACGUGCGGGUCACAGUGACGGGCACCGGGAAACACCAGAAACCGGUCACCAAAGAGCAGCAGUUGGCAGUGAUCCACCAACUCAUGGCUGGGCUGGAGGAUCGGGUGAUGUUCGCCAGCAAGCCCAGAGACGUAGGCAAGGACGGAAUGAACUUAACAGUGACCCUACGACGCAUGUCAGCCAAGGAGAAGACGGCGUUAGUCAAGCAGAAGAACAAGGAGGAGAGUCUGAACCAACAGAGGGCGACAGACUCCAGAGAUGGAGGAGAGGAGAAUGAACAGACCGAUGACAAGGAUGAGAAAGUUGGAUGAUGGAUGAUCCACAGAA
This is a messenger RNA of Patiria miniata (bat star), 1330 nucleotides long. Its product is annotated as translation initiation factor IF-3, mitochondrial-like. NCBI's taxonomy places the organism in Eukaryota, Metazoa, Echinodermata, Asteroidea, Valvatida, Asterinidae. The transcript is spliced from 5 exons. Gene Ontology annotation, biological process: ribosome disassembly; mitochondrial translational initiation. The record is from RefSeq and is a predicted model, not a curated record. The coding region runs from base 229 to 1314 and encodes 361 amino acids. Gene Ontology annotation, cellular component: mitochondrion. Gene Ontology annotation, molecular function: ribosome binding; translation initiation factor activity.